AGCAGACAGCAGUAGUGUCACGGUAUUGGAUCUAAUCCAAUUAUCAUCUCUAGUCAUUGUGCAUUUAGUGAUCUCAAAAGUAGAAGGAAACCCGUAGAAGGAUCAAGAUGAAAUUUGCCAUCGUUCUAUUGGCUGUUGCCGGCCUGGUGGCGGGUAGUGCCUUCCCACCAAAAUACGAAACCAAGUAUGCCGAUAAGGACUUUUUGGCCAAGCAAAAAUUCCUCUUCGAAAUCGUUUACCGUGUUGAGGAUCCUUUGAUGUUUGAGGAAUACAUUAAAUUGGGCAAGAGCUUCACCUACAACAAGGACGACUACGUGUUCCCUGAGCACCAUAGCGAAUUUAUGAAGGAGUACUAUCAUGCCUUCAAAUACGGCGUCACUUUGCCCAAGGGUGAAUAUUUCGGCUCCUUGGCCUACACCCAUUUCGAACAAAUGUAUGGUUUGUUUGAAUUCUUCUACUAUGCCAAGAACUGGGAAAUCUUCCAACGCAACGUCUGCUGGGCCCGUUUGUAUGCCAACGAAGGCAUGUUUGUCCAAGCUUUGACUUUGGCUGUUAUCCACCGUGAUGACUUCGAUGGCUUGAUGUUGCCCGCCAUCUAUGAAAUCUUCCCUCAAUACUUCUUCAACAGCAAAUUCGUCUACGAAGCUGAGAAAUUCGACUUCGAUGUCUGGAGCAAAUACAUCAUGUACGAGAAGGAAUACAAGGACUUCAUGUACAAGGACUACUCUCAAUAUUUCAAGAAAUUCGACAACUAUGAAUACUUCUACACCAAGGACUUCAAGAUGUGGCAAUGGUGGAAACUCAUGGGUUUGGGCGAACACUGGUACUCCGAAGAUCAUUUCAUGAUGCGCGACAACAUGUACCUCUUCAACAAGGACUCCAAAUACUUGGACAUGAUCAAGGGUGUCAAUAUGUUCUACAUGCCUGUUGACUACACUCGUGAUGUUUACUUCUUCAACAAGGAAUCUGAAUUGUCUUACUUCACUGAAGAUUUGGAAUGGAACUCGUUCUGGUACUACUUCAACAUGGAUUACUUCCCCUACUUGAAUGGCGAACAAUUCGGUUUGAAGAAGGAUCGUCGUGGUGAAUACUACUUCUAUGUUGUGCGUCAAUUGCUCGCCCGUUACUACAUGGAACGCUUGUCUCAUGGUUAUGGUGAGGUUCCUGAGUUCUCCUUCUUCACUGAAGUCGAAUACGGUUACGAUCCUCAGUUGAUCAACUACAACGGUGUUGGCUAUUCUUACCGCAAGAACUACUACGAAUACGAGACCUAUGGCAACUUCGACUACAUGUACUACAUCAUCAACUUCUUUACCCGUGUUGAAGAAAUCAUUACCCAGGGCUACUUCAAGACCCACGAUGGCAAGAUGAUUGAUUUGCGCAAACCUGAAUCCAUUGAAUACCUCGGUGACAUCAUGCAAGGCAAUUCAGAUAACUACGACAAAUACUUUGCCACUUUCUGGUACAUGUAUGCCCAUAUGUACUUCGCCCACACCGAUGACAGCGAAUUCGAAGUCUACCCCAGUGUCUUCUUGAACUACGAAACCAUGAUGCGUGAUCCCAUGUUCUACAUGAUCUACAAGAAGAUCACCGAUGUCUUCUUUGAAUUCUAUGAAUACAUUGAUCCCUACACCCACAAGGACUUGUACUUCCCCGGAGUUGAAAUUGAGAGCGUUAAGGUUAGCGAUUUGGUCACCUACUUCGAUUUGUUCGAUUUCGAUGUCACCAACUUGUUGAACGACAAAUAUACCUUCGUUGAUGGCAAAUUCGUUUGGGACAAGACCUUGUUGGCUCGUCAAAUGCGUCUUAACCACAAAGACUUCGAAUUCGAAUACACCAUUAAGUCCGACAAGGAUCAAAAGGUUGUUGUACGUGCCUUCUUGGGUCCCAAAUACGAUGAAUUCGGCCGUGCCUUCUCUUUGGAUGAAAACCGUGAAAACUUUGUCGAGAUCGAUGAAUUCUACUAUGAAUUGAAGGCUGGUGUAAACACCUUCAAGCGCAGCUCCAAGGACUUCUACUGGACCACUGACGACCGCACCACCUAUACCGAACUGUACAAGUUUGUUAUGUUGGCCUACGAAGGCAAAUACGAAUUUCCCUUGGACUACUCCGAACCUCACUGCGGCUUCCCCGAUCGUUUGGUCUUGCCUCGUGGUUGGGAAAAGGGUAUGCCCAUGCAAUUCUUCUUCUUCGUCUAUCCCUACACUGCUUCGUACGAACCCUACUCCUUCAACUACAAUUACUCUUGCGGCAUUGGUUCUGGUGCUCGUCACAUUGAUGAAAAGCCUUUCGGUUAUCCCUUCGACCGCAAGAUCGAUGAAUUCGAAUUCUUCGUGCCCAACAUGUACUUCAAGGAUGUCAAGAUCUACUACGAGGAUACAUUCGAGAAAUACUACAACUACAAAUAUUCCAAAUUCGGACACUUCGACUAUGGCUACUACUACAACUAUUAAGUUGUCCAGCAUAUCUGUGUUAUAGACAUGUAGAAAAAAAUGUAAUUGAAAAGCAAUAAAGUAAUAAAUACUGAUGAAAAUGUAAA
Musca domestica (house fly) is the source of this 2539-nucleotide messenger RNA. RefSeq names its product arylphorin subunit C223. Bases 108 to 2453 code for a protein of 781 amino acids. The transcript has 2 exons. The record is from RefSeq and is a predicted model, not a curated record. NCBI's taxonomy places the organism in Eukaryota, Metazoa, Arthropoda, Insecta, Diptera, Muscidae.